AUCGCCAUAUCGUAAUUUUUAUUUCUUCAAGGGCAAGAGAGAAAGAGUCUCUAAAUAAAACAAUCAAGAGCCGCAAGAAAAAUUCUUCCUUCAUCACUUUUGCACGAUUGAGAGGAAGAAUGAAUUUUUGCAAACUCACUAAAUAUUUUUGUAAAUAAAAAAUAAAUCUUUUUGAGGCUUCUAGUGACAUCAUCAUUUCUUGUGGUUUGAUGCUAAUUUCGCUUUCUGCUCGCCGCUGCUGAGAGCUUAAUUUCGCGUACAAAAAUCCAUGAAUUUUUGCCACCUCGAAAUGUGAGAGCAAAGCCAAGGUCGGGGUUUGUGCCGAAUAUUUAUUAUUCAUUCUCUCGUCUAUUCUCUAUCUAAUCUAUGCGCAGAGUUUGCCCCUCUUCAGUGCGCAGUUUGGGCCACGAUCGGCGGGCAAACGGACGUUGUUCUUUUUUUGUGCUUCAUUCCGCAUAAUUUUCCGCAUGGAUUUCUCACAAAGCUCUCAAAAGUGUGGCGGAAAAUCUCCCAAAGAUUGUGUUGAGAAUUUUUCCUAAGCAUCGAUCAAGAAGAAAAUUCUUGAUCUUCAAAAAUUCUUUAAAAUAAAAUCUAAUAAAUUCUUCCAUAAAAAAAAUGUUUCUUCGCUUUGUGACGUGAUUGUUGUUGAUGGUGGCGAUCUUAUUUGCCUUUCUGACUGUCUUAUUGAUCUUCCUCAAGCUGUGAUCACGCAUUUUCUGCGUUCUUUCCGUCCCAACAAUUUUAUCACCCAAAAGAGUCCAAAGAUGUUUACUCAUGUUGCAAUUUAUAGAAGUGUGACCAUGUCGAAGGAAGACAGCACAAAGCCAGCCUCUGCGGGGGCAGCUCCCACGGUUGAGAUGGCCGCAAUGGCUCUGGAGGAGAAUGGAAAGAAUGGCGGGGGCUCAGCAUCCGGCGGGACCGCAGGAGGCUCACUCAGGGACUCCUUCAAGGCUUUCUCCAAAUUCGGGGACACAAAGAGCGACGGGAAGCAGAUCACACUGUCCCAGAGCGAUAAGUGGAUGAAGCAAGCAAAGGUGAUUGAUAAGAAGAUCACAACAACGGACACGGCUAUUCAUUUCAAGAAGCUGAAGAGCCUCAAAGUCGGUUACGAUGACUACAAUAAAUUCCUCGAGGAUCUCGCCAAGACAAAGGGGGUGAAUCUCGAGGAGAUUAAGACAAAAAUGAGCAAUUGUGGCCAGCCGGGAGUUGCCCAUGUUACGGCAGGAAAAGCCGCCGCGACGGUUAAUCGUCUCACGGAUGUGUCCAAGUACACAGGAUCCCAUCGAGAGCGCUUCGAUGAGAGUGGGAAAGGAAAAGGGAUUGCCGGGAGGAAGGAUAUUCCGGAUAGUUCGGGCUAUGUGAGUGGGUAUCAGCACAAGGACACGUACAAUAAAACCCACUAAAAGCCCCCAUCAAAGAGGCCACAGCAGGAGCACCACCCCCUCAUGUUGGUGGAAGGACUCCGUGCAAAAAUGUGUUCAAGCCACAAUCCUCCUCCUUCAUCCACUCAACGGAAGUUCUUCAUCAUGCAGAAAUGAUGGAAAGCUUCAUCUUCUCCACAAAAUUCUUCGUGAAUAAGAUUUUAUUCUUCUCCUGCCUCGUGGGGGUGGUUGAGUGGCAAAAUAUCCGCGUUUAAAUGCACACAAAAAAGUGGACUCAAAAAGAAUUAAGAAAUGCUUUUCAAACGUAGAAAGGAUUUAUCUCCUUGUUAUAAUCGUAAAUGUGAUGAUUUCUGGCAUUUUAUUGGGCUUGAAUAUUCUAUAGAAAAAUAAUUAAUCUUCUAUGAGUAAAUUCUAAGAGCAUUCA
Messenger RNA from Lutzomyia longipalpis, 1806 nucleotides. It is a transcript of the gene ringer, whose product is annotated as tubulin polymerization-promoting protein homolog. Gene Ontology annotation, biological process: microtubule polymerization; positive regulation of protein polymerization; microtubule bundle formation. Gene Ontology annotation, cellular component: microtubule. The record is from RefSeq and is a predicted model, not a curated record. Gene Ontology annotation, molecular function: tubulin binding. Bases 765 to 1403 code for a protein of 212 amino acids. The transcript is spliced from 3 exons. NCBI's taxonomy places the organism in Eukaryota, Metazoa, Arthropoda, Insecta, Diptera, Psychodidae.